AUGACCCAAUCUCUAGUCGGAAUUUCAACCUGUUUGUGAACACAUCUUUUACAUUUAGCUCAUAGUUUUCAGUUUGUAAAAUAACAUUUUGCUUAGAAUCAUUGAAGAGGAAGCUUCCUGGAAAUCUUAUCCCAUUUACAAUGAAUUUCUUCACAGUUUUCACAUUAUGUGUGACAAUUGCCGUGGCAUCAGCAUGGCCACAAAGACAAUUCGCCGGAAAUCCAUUUUUCCAAAAUCAACCACAGCAAAACGGUCAAUUCUUCCCAAAUCAGGUAGGACUCCCAAAUCAACCACAACAAAACGGUCAGUUCUUCCCAAAUCAGGGAGGAUUCCAAAAUCCAAAUCAAGGAGGUCAAGGGUUCCCCAAUCAAGGUGGUUUCCAAAACCAAGGAUUUCCUAAUCAAUUGGGUCAGAAUCAAGGAAAUUUCAAUCAAGGUGGCUUCCAAAACCAAGGAUCUUCCAAUCAAUUCGGUCAGAACCAAGGUCAAUUCCGACCCAAUCCAAACAAUCCAUUCCUACCACAGAACACGUCACCCAAUCCCGAUAUAACCACCGUUGGAACGCAAGGAAUUGUCGAUCAGAUCUUCGGUCGCCCAAAUCAGAGCAGCAAUCAACCGGGACAAUUUACAAAUCCAACACAAAACCAAGUGACUGCCACCACACCGGCUGCUGCUCCAGCACAGUCGCCGGCAUUCUUAAGAUGUACCCGUGAAGAAUGCCUUACAACAAACGAAUAUAAUCCAGUUUGUGGAAGUGAUCAACAAGUUUACAGCAACAUUCGCAAAUUGGAAUGUGCAAAUCAAUGUGGACGACGAUUGAAUCAAAACUGGCAAGAGGUUAGAGUGCUUCGAUCAGGUGCAUGCGCAUCUGGACAACGAGUCUCUUAAAUAUGAUGAUUUUGUUUCCAACAAAUCGAAAUGGAUUUAACCUGCCGUCUCUUCAAUGGAAUCACCGCAUGGAACACAAUUUUUUUUUAUCUUAUAAUUUUAUUGAACGAAACUUUUUGAGUAUUCUAAACCGAUUUAAAAUAAGAAUUGCAUGGCCGUAAAUGAUGUGAUAAUAUUGGGUAUAUGUGUUAAUUUCCGGACUUUUUUCGAAGAUGACGCAAAUAAUACAAUAUCAUAUCGGGUAAUAUUGUUGCUACCUGCAUGUCAAAGUACUGUUGAAAUACUAUCUUUUCCAGUAUGUCCCAUUUUUUUGAAUUCAAACAUAAAUAAUUUUUUUUCACCCUGUAAUGGUAGAUCGACGAGUCUGUAAAUCGACUUUCGCGGGAGCUGGUUUUUUCACACGAAAAAAAAUGUGAAAAAAAGAUUAUUCUUGUAUCGGGUUGGCACUGAUUAUGAAGAAUAAACCCUUCUCGAUAGACUCAAGCAUUAGGAACCAUAUUUUGAUCGCUUGCAAUCGCUCCUUCGAAAAUGGGUGAUUUGCCAUGAGGGUGGGGAAGAUAUAGGAGGUAAAAUUAUAUCAAAAUGAUAGACUUGAUCGUUCCCAACAAUAACUAAUCGGCGUAUACCAAUUACUUACAGCAGAAUUGAAAAAUUUAUACAAUGUAAGGAAAAUCUGGUUUUCAAAGGCACAAUUUUUCAAUGACUUUUCACCGAAAAAGUCGAAAAUUUCUAAGAAGCAGUUAAAUUCGAAUAUCCGCUUUGCCCCCGCUGUAUUCUCCAGACAUUGCGCCUUCUGCCUACCAGUUGUUUCAGGCUAUUCAAAAACAUCUAAGUGGAAAACAGUUUGCUUUUUUUUCUUCAAAAACUCGAAAAAUGGAUCGAUCUUCAAAUAUGGUCAAAUGUACCGUUAUUUUUUCGAAAUGUUUUUUGUAAAUUAUCUGAAAUAUUCGGCGAAGUAUUUGUCGCUUCCGAUGGAUAAUACUUUAAUUAAUUUAUACUUUUAUUUUGUUAUUAAAUUAAAUGAGUUUUUUUGUUUAAAUAAAAAAGCCCGGAAAUUAAUGCAUUGACCCAA
Sitodiplosis mosellana (orange wheat blossom midge) is the source of this 1959-nucleotide messenger RNA. RefSeq names its product ribosome-binding protein 1-like. The transcript is spliced from 3 exons. Gene Ontology annotation, molecular function: serine-type endopeptidase inhibitor activity; protein binding. The coding region runs from base 141 to 887 and encodes 248 amino acids. NCBI's taxonomy places the organism in Eukaryota, Metazoa, Arthropoda, Insecta, Diptera, Cecidomyiidae. The record is from RefSeq and is a predicted model, not a curated record.